GCAGUAUUUAGUCAUACCAGCUUAUGAUCGUUGAUCUAUAUUUUUUAAUCAUUUUUCUGUAUUGUUUUGUUAUUCUUUAUAGUCUGAUGGUUUUUAAAAUAUAAAUCUAAUAGAAAAUCAGUAGUAGAUGAAUCAUGCAGAGUUCAGACGGAAGUAUUGGCAGUCCGUUUCCGGAUAUUCAACUACGGGAUAUUUCCGUCCCUGAAAUGCUCAUGUUGUCGAUGAAUGAACAUGACCCUAAUAAAAUUGCCUUUAUUGAUGCUCAAACUGAAAGAAGUUAUACUUUUGGGGAAUUCAAGAACCUCUAUAAGAGGAUAAGUAGCGCACUCUCUGGAAGAGGAAUGCAUCAAGGAGAGGUAAUUUGCUUCUUCUCACCAAAUAGCCUGGAAUUUGCUUUAAUGUUUGCCGCCUGUAUAACCGCUGGGCUGGUCGUUUCACCUUCGAAUUUUAAUUCUACUAGAUUUGAACUUACAUAUCAACUAAAUGACUGUUGUGCCUCUUAUAUUUUUACUACCAAGGCAUUUCUGCCAGUUGUCAAAGCUAGCUUGAACUCAAAUAUUAAGGAGAUAUUUAUAGCUGAUAAAGAAUCGGUAAAUGGUUUUACCAGCAUCUUUGAAUUGGCAUUGAAUGAUGGAAAAUCUUUCAUGGGGAAUAAUUUAAAGAUAAAUACUCUUCAGGACGCUGUCAUUAUACCAUACAGUAGCGGUACUACGGGUUUACCUAAAGGGGUUGAAAUUACCCAUAGGAAUUGCACUGCCAUGCUUGAUAUCUUUCAACAACCUCAAUUUUUCGGAUCAUCUAAGAGAUCUAAAAAUGAUACUACAGUAGUUUUUCUACCUUUUUAUCACGCUUAUGGCUUGCAAAAACUACUUCUCAAUAAUUUAUUGCAAGGCGUCUCACAAGUAAUUAUGGCCAAUUUUGUACCUGAACUUUUUUAUCGGUGUAUUCAAAAGUACAAGCCAUUUACAAUUGCUCUAGUUCCUCCAAUAGUUAAUUUAUUAAUAAAGGACACUAAGGCUCGUGAAAUUAACUUUACUUGUCUACAAUAUAUUUCAUGCGGUGCCUCUCCUCUUUCUAAGCAAAUUGAAGAGAAAUUCAGGAGUGUUACUAAGAUUUAUUGUCUCCGUCAAGGAUAUGGAAUGACUGAAGCCACCCUUGCGGUUACCUUGGGCGAAAAGGACUCAUAUAAAGUAGGGUCAACUGGAAGAUUGGUUAACAAUGUUCGCUUGAAGGUUAUUGAUCAAGAAACAGGGAAGUAUUGCGGUAUUGGAAUGAAAGGCGAAUUAUGGUUUAAAGGUCCCAUUGUAAUGAAAGGUUAUCUCAAUAGACCAAAAGAAACGAGAAAUUGUAUCACGGAAGACGGCUGGCUAAAAACGGGUGACAUUGGCUAUUUUGACAAAGACGGCUACGUAUUCAUUGUGGCACCAGCUGAGUUAGAAUCUGUUCUUUUAACUCACCCAAAGAUAAAGGAUGCUGGUGUUGUCGGAAUCGAUGACGAAAGGGCAGGACAAAUUCCCAAAGCCUAUGUUGUUAAAAAAGUUGAUAAUCUCACUAAAAAGGAAAUCAACGAUUAUAUUGCCGACAAACUAUCUGAUUUUAAACGAUUAAGAGGUGGUAUAGACUUUAUAGAAGAAAUUCCAAGGUUGCCAAGUGGUAAAGUCCUAAGAAGGACUUUAAGAGAUCUAGAAACAAAGAAAACAUUAAACUCUCAACUUUAA
Dimorphilus gyrociliatus is the source of this 1718-nucleotide messenger RNA. NCBI's taxonomy places the organism in Eukaryota, Metazoa, Annelida, Polychaeta, Dinophilidae. The record is from the annotation of a GenBank genome assembly.